Molecule: messenger RNA, 582 nt
Organism: Scutellospora calospora
Lineage: Eukaryota; Fungi; Glomeromycota; Glomeromycetes; Diversisporales; Gigasporaceae
Source: the annotation of a GenBank genome assembly
AGAAUUGUUGAUAUUGUCAUGAAUAAGAGAAAAUCUCUUUUUUUUACUGGAUCAGGUGGAUGUGGUAAAACUUAUACAUUAAAUUACUUGAUCAGAAAAUUAUACAAAGAGUUCGGAAAGGACAAGAUCGGUGUGAGUUCAUCAACAGCAUUGUCUGCAAUGAACAUAAAGGAUGGCAUGACAUUACAUAAACUUUUUAGUAUUGGAAUUAUGGAUAAACCAUUUAAAGAGAUUAUUUAUAAUAUAUUAGAAAAUGAUUUUAUUCAUGUUGACAGAGUUGCACGUGAGAUACGUGGAGAAAAUGAACCAUUUGGAGGAAUUCAACUCGUGAUUUCUGGUGAUUUUGCACAAUUAAGACCAGUUGAAGGCAAAUAUGCGUUUCAGAGUAAACUUUGGGAUUUAGCUAUAGAGGAAAACAUUUUAUUGAAAAAGAUAUACAGACAGACAGACGAGUAUUUUAUUAGAGAUGGUCGAGAACCGACAAGGCUUUUUUCCACGAAUAAAGAAGUUACGAUCUGUAAUAUGAACAAAUUAAAUGAUAUACCUGGAGAAAUGUUAAAAUAUGUUUCUGUUGAUUGGUCU